Molecule: messenger RNA, 1551 nt
Organism: Fusarium sp. VM40
Lineage: Eukaryota; Fungi; Ascomycota; Sordariomycetes; Hypocreales; Nectriaceae
Source: the annotation of a GenBank genome assembly
AUGGUCUCUCUCACAAGCGGGCCAUACCCGCCCACCCUCAAGGCCGAGGAAAAGGACGCCCUCAUCGAGACCGUCAAGGACUGGUCGAUAGGCAAUGGCCUCGCAGUCAGGCCGCCUCCUACAGUCAUACCCGCCGAGGCAGACCCCAAAGGAAUUGCAGCCACCAACGUCCCCGUUACUCUCUUCCCCAGCCCGUUUCCCAAGCAAUGUUUUGCUCAGGGCAAGGCGGUCCAGAAGACUUACAACGAGCUGUACGCUUCGGUUAGCAGGGAUGAAGAGUUCCUCGCCCAGGUCGUGAAGGAAGUCGCAGAUGGUGAUGAGUUUAUUCGAAACCUAUGGGAGGUUCAUACCAAGGUCAAAGCUGAGGGAUAUACACAGCCUCUCUCCCUGGGCUUGUUCAGAUCAGACUACAUGGUCCACCAAGAUACCCAUUCUUCUCCCCCUUCUUUGCAAGUCAAGCAGGUUGAGUUCAACACCAUUGCUUCUUCUUUCGGCGGUCUCUCAACAUACACUUCUGCUCUCCACAAAUACCUUGCCACAACAGAAUACCCAAUCUUGGAGAACUCUAUUGCGCAAGGGUCACUAGAUUUGCCCGAGAACACCAGCACUCGUGGCUUAGCUGCAGGCAUUGAAGCGGCUUACAACAUCUAUCCUGACUCUGAACUUGGACACCAGAAGUGUGUCAUCUUUCUGGUACAGGAUGGCGAGAGGAACAUAUUUGACCAGCGCCACCUUGAAUACCAAAUCGUCAACUCUUCGCCAUCUACUCCUGUCUUCAGACUUCCAUACUCCCAGGUGCUAAAGCACACUACAAUUGCAGACACCUCCAAGCGACAGCUUCUAUACCACCUUCCACGAAACCCUUCAAAGGUUUACGAAGUCGCCGUUAUCUACAUGCGCUCUGGAUACGGGCCUUCCGACUACCCUGACCAGCAAGCUUGGGAAGCGAGAUACCAUUUGGAAAGAUCGAAUGCGAUCAAGUGUCCUACGGUUCUGACUCAGCUGGCUGGAACGAAAAAGGUCCAGCAGAUUCUGGCAACACCGCGUCCUUCAUCUGCACCCUCAGCUCUGAGUAAAUUCAUCCGCGACGAUACGAAGGAUGCGGCAGAGUUGUGGCGCACAUUCACUAAUAUUUACCCCAUGGAUACAAGUGAUGCCGGUCUCGAAGCUCGAAAGAAGGCCCUCGACCCCAAGACUUGUCAGGACUACGUGUUGAAGCCCCAGCGAGAAGGCGGCGGCAACAACAUUUACCGAGGGGCUAUCCCCGAGUUCCUCAAGUCUGUCCCUGAAUCCCACUGGGGAUCGUUUAUCCUCAUGGAGCUCAUUACUCCUCCUCCAGUCAACAACAUCAUUCUCCGCAAUGGUAACCUUGAGCAAGGCGGUGUCAUUUGCGAAUUGGGUAUUUAUGGCGCUUGUGUUUGGGACCAGAGUACAGGAAAGGUUCAUCAUAACGAGGAGGCUGGGUAUCUCCUGCGCACAAAGGGUGACAAGAGUGAAGAGGGUGGCGUUGCUGCUGGCUUUGGGUGUAUGGACAGCUGCACUCUAGUAUAG